This is a messenger RNA of Pungitius pungitius (ninespine stickleback), 8998 nucleotides long. RefSeq names its product unconventional myosin-IXa-like. Gene Ontology annotation, molecular function: ATP binding; microfilament motor activity; actin filament binding. Gene Ontology annotation, cellular component: axonal growth cone; actin filament; myosin complex. The record is from RefSeq and is a predicted model, not a curated record. NCBI's taxonomy places the organism in Eukaryota, Metazoa, Chordata, Actinopteri, Perciformes, Gasterosteidae. Gene Ontology annotation, biological process: intracellular signal transduction; establishment of epithelial cell apical/basal polarity. The coding region runs from base 381 to 7454 and encodes 2357 amino acids. The transcript is spliced from 42 exons.
AGAUGUGCUGUAUGCUCGGACGCCACAUCUGGGCGGCAGUCAGAAACAGACGUGACGCACUGGUGUAAAUGGAAGGUGAUUCAGUGAGGAGCCGCUCUGGCUUUGACUGUCGCAGAGGAAGGUUGGGGCUCUGAAUGGUGCUGUGAAAAAAGGCUGCAGAGCUGCGUGUGGGUCUGUGUGUGUGUGCGUGUGUGUGUGUGUGUGUGUGUGUGUCACAUUACUACGCAGUGUUGAGAGGUGUGACGGACGCUUGUGAAAUUCCUGGCCAUGUUUGAGGCUUUAAGGAUCCUUACGUCACACGACUGCUCCCUGAUGAGCUGGGAUGAGUCAGUCCUGCGGGCCCAGAGACCAGGUGUGCUGAUGGGACCUGCUGCACCGCCAUGAGUCUACCAGAUGGCGGCUGCAGCUACGCCAGCAGCGCCAACGCGGCCGCCGCCGCCGCCGUCUGCGGCAGCAUGCGGCGCCGCCUGGAGGACCAGGAGUUCGCCCUGCGCGUCUACCCGGGCGCCCUGGCCGAGGGCACCAUCUACUGCCCCGUCGGCGGCCGCAAGAACACCACGGCCGCCGAGGCCAUCGAGUGCCUCAUCGAGCGGCUGCGCCUGGACCGCACCAAGUGCUACGUGCUGGCCGAGGUGAAGGAGUUCGGCGGCGAGGAGUGGGUCCUGAACCCCGGCGACUGCCCCGUCCAGCGGAUGAUGCUGUGGCCGCGCAGCGCCCUGGAGAACCGCGGCGGCCUGGGCAGCGGCGACGACUACCGCUUCCUCCUGCGCGAGAAGAACCUGGACGGGUCCAUCCACUACGGCGGCAGCCUGCAGAUGUGGCUGCGGGUGACCGAGGAGCGGCGGCGCCUGGUGGAGCGGGGUUUCCUCCCCCAGCCCGCCGGGAGCGACCCCCCCGCCGACCUCUGCGCCCUGCCGGAGCUGACGGAGCGCGCCAUCCUGGAGAGCCUGCGCGCGCGCUUCCGCCAGGAGAAGAUCUACACCUACAUCGGGAGCAUUCUCAUUGUGAUUAACCCCUUCCAGUUCCUGCCCGUCUACAACCCCAAGUACGUCAAGCUGUACGACAACCACACGCUGGGGAAGCUGGAGCCCCACAUCUACGCCGUGGCGGACGUGGCGUACCACGCCAUGCUGCAGCGGCGCAAGAACCAGUGCAUAGUCAUUUCCGGCGAGAGCGGGUCGGGGAAGACCCAGAGCACCAACUUCCUCAUCCAUCACCUGACCGCACUCAGCCAGAAGGGGUUCGCCAGCGGGGUGGAGCAGAUCAUCCUGGGGGCGGGGCCAGUGCUGGAGGCCUUUGGAAACGCGAAGACGGCUCACAACAACAACUCCAGCCGCUUCGGCAAGUUCAUCCAGGUCAACUACCAGGAGAGUGGCACAGUCAGAGGAGCCUAUGUGGAGAAGUACCUGCUGGAGAAAUCCCGUCUGGUGUACCAGGAGCACAACGAGAGGAACUACCAUGUCUUCUACUACCUGUUGGCCGGAGCCAGCGACGACGAGAGGAAGUCCUUCCACCUGCUGAAACCUGAGGAAUACCACUACCUCAACCAGAUGACAAAGAAAUCGCACAAACUCCACUGGGACAAUUACUAUGAGAGCGAGCUGCAGGACUGCUUCACCGUGGACGGAGAGGAUCUGAAGCACGACUUCGAGCGCCUGCAGCUGGCGAUGGAGAUGGUCGGCUUCCUGCCCACGACGCGCAAACAGAUUUUCUCCCUGCUGUCAGCAAUCCUCCACCUGGGGAACAUCCGCUACAAGAAGAAGACCUACAGGGAGGAUUCCAUCGACAUCUGCAACCCGGAGGUGCUGCCCAUCGUCUCAGAGCUGCUGGAGGUCAAAGAGGAGGUGCUGCUGGAGGCGCUGACCACCAGGAAGACGGUGACCGUGGGGGAGAGGCUCAUCGUGCCCUACAAACUCGCAGAGGCGGGCACGGUGAGGGACUCCAUGGCCAAGUCCCUGUACAGCGCGCUGUUUGACUGGAUCGUGUUCAGGACCAACCACGCGCUGCUGAACAACAAGGACCUGGAGGACAACUCAAAGAUUCUGUCGAUCGGGGUCCUGGACAUCUUCGGCUUCGAGGACUACGAGAACAACAGCUUCGAGCAGUUCUGCAUCAACUUCGCCAACGAGCGGCUGCAGCACUACUUCAACCAGCACAUCUUCAAACUGGAGCAGGAGGAGUACAGGGCAGAGGGCAUCAACUGGCACAACAUCGAGUACAUCGACAACAGCGGCUGCCUCAACCUCAUCAGCAAGAAGCCCACAGCGCUGUUCCACCUGCUGGACGAGGAGUGCAAUUUCCCUCAGGCCUCCAACCAGACCUUGCUGGACAAGUUCAAGCGACAGCAUGAAGGAAACAGCUACAUCGAGUUCCCGGCCGUCAUGGAGCCCGCCUUCAUCAUCCGGCACUACGCCGGCAAAGUCAAGUACGGAGUCAAGGACUUCAGGGAGAAGAACACCGACCACAUGCGCCCCGACAUCGUGGCCUUGCUCAAGAGCAGCAAGAACGCCUUCGUCUGCAGCCUGAUGGGAAUCGACCCCGUGGCGACCUUCCGCUGGGCCGUGCUGCGGGCCUACUUCAGAGCCCUGGUGGCUUUCAGGGAGGCCGGCCGCAGACACACCCACAAGAAGAGUGGGAACGAGGCGGCGGUUCCCUGUGCUGUCGUCAAAACUGUCGACAGCUUCAGUUUCCUUCAUCACCCGGUUCACCAGAGGAGCCUCGAGAUCCUCCAGAGGUGCAAAGACGAGAAGUACAGCAUCAGCAGGAGGAACCCGCGGACGCCUCUGUCAGAUCUCCAAGGGACCAACGCCCUGAACGAGAAGGCCAGCUGGGAUGGCUACGGCGUCGGCUGCAACGGUCGCAGCUCCCGGUCCGGCCGUCUGUCGACCACAGGAAGUCCCGCCCUGGAGGAAGACGGCAUCUUCCUCAACUCGACCAGCAGCAAGCUCCUGGAGAGGGCGCAGGGCAUCCUCCUGAGGAACAAGAACGUCAAAACCAAGCCGAGCCUCCCGAAGCACUUGCUGGACGUGAAGUCUCUGCGAUACCUGAGCAGCGUGACGCUCCACGACCGCAUCACCAAGUCCCUGCUCCACCUGCACAAGAAGAAGAAGCCGCCCAGCAUCAGCGCCCAGUUCCAGGCGUCCCUCAACAAGCUGAUGGAGACCCUCGACCAGUCAGAGCCAUACUUUGUCAAAUGUAUUCGCUCCAACGCCGAUAAGCUGCCGCUGCGCUUCAGCGACAGCCUGGUGCUGAGGCAGCUCAGGUACACGGGCAUGCUGGAGACGGUCCGGAUCCGACAGUCAGGGUACAGCAUCAAGUACACCUUCCAGGACUUUGUGCGUCACUUUCACGUGCUGCUGCCCCGAGACACCAGCGCGACCAAGUCGGGCAUCAGGGAGUUCUUCAGGCGGAUCCACCUGCCGCCCGCCGGCUACCAAGUGGGCAACACCAUGGUGUUCCUGCGGGAGGCGGAGCGCCAGCGCCUGCAGGCCCUCCUCCACCAGGAGGUGUUGCGUCGCAUCGUCACGCUGCAGCGCCGCUUCAGGGCCGUGCUGGAGAGGAAGCGCUUUGUGGACGUGAGGCGAGCCGCCUUCGUCAUCCAGCGGUGGUGGCGGGUCCGCCUCCUCAGGCAGUCCUCCGUGGACUCGGCGGAUGAGGAGGAGGCGGCGGUGUGCCUGCAGGCGGCCUGGAGGAGCUACAGGGAGCGCAGGAGGUUCCUGGAGCGGCGGGAGUCCGCCCUGGUCCUCCAGAGGAGCUGGAGGCGGCGCUGCCGACGCAGGUGUGCGGCGGCCGUGACGGUGCAGGCGGCUUGGAGGGGGUUCAGGGAGCGGAGGAGCUACUCCCGGACCCGCGGAGCUCUGACCCGGCUGCAGGCCAUGGCCAGGGGACACCUGGCUCGACUCAGGUUCAGGGAGGUGAAGGAGCGGCAACUGAGUCCACCAGCUGAGGCGGACGCGGGAGACGUGGAGGACCUCGCCCCAUCAGGACAGGAAGCCGAUGCCCAGGCCGUCUCCGCGGAGCACCCCGAGGACUCCAAGUCGGCCGCGCUGGAUCCGGGGGAGACGGAACGGGAGGACGACUCGGAGCGAAGCCGCAGCACCGACGAGCCGGGCCACAGGAACCGGUCGAAGCGAGAGAGCAGGCGCAUGAGAGAGCUGGAGCAGGCCCAGUUCAGCCUGGAGCUCCUCAAGGUCCGGGCCACCGGCGUCCAAGAAGACCCGGCGCCCGGCGGCGGCGACGACUCCUCUCACCCGGGGGACUCGGCGAGUGGCGGCAGUUUUGAACCGCUCGACGUGGACCACACGGAGGCCGAAGGCCCCGAGACGACCGCCCCCCAAGAACGACCCCGAGCGCCGGACGUCCGGCCGGGGGGCCCCGACUCCGCUGAGGCGGCGCCGACGACGACGGAGCCCCGGGCCACGUUUUACAUCGCCUCGGAUCUAAGCCCGGCACACCACGCCGCGGCGAAACCCCACAGAGAGAGGCGGGAGUCCACGACCCGACGGCCCGUGGUGGUGUUGAUCUCCAUGCAGAAGGAGAGCCCCGUGGAGGAGGAGCCGCUGGCGGCCCCGACCCUGGGAGAGGGAGCAUCAUCAGGCGAGGCCCCGGAGGUGGAACGGCCUCCUGGGACCACCGCCCGGGCGCGGGGGGACGCACCCGGGGAGGCAACGGGGCUGUGCUCCUCGGAGGUGGACGUCCAGGUCGCCGCGGAGCCGGAGGACGGCGUCCCCGCCGCCCCCCCCGGCCAGCGGGAGAGGAGGGCGGCGCGGCCCCAGCAGGAGGCUCCCAGCCCGGCCCUGGACACGAAACCCCCGAAGGCUCCGAAGAAGAGCUCAGCCCAGACCGUGAUCGUCAACAUGGUGGAGAAACCCCCCAACACCGUGUUCUCCCCCCCCAGGCGCAAGCUGCCCUUCUCCAAGUCUGAUAAGGAUCUGGUGAACCAGGAAAGAUCUUUGGCCAGUUUCAGGGAGGACUCUAAAUCGAGAAGCAGAGAGCCGCCUCACAAAGGCCAGAAGAAGAUCCACAAGACCAUGUCAUCGGGGGACCUGGGCAAGGUGGAGGUCCUCAGGAAGACCUCCAGUCAGGACGGAAGCAGGAUGAGAGGAAGGAUCAGAUUCUGGAGUAAGACGAAGCACGGCGAGAAGAAGCCGUCGAGGGAGAAACAGGCCGGCGGGAGCGAAGCUGCAGAAGCACACGAAGCCCCUUCUUCUUCUCCUCCUCCUCCUCCUCCUCCUCCUGCUGCUCCUCACAGCCCAGAUUUAGAGGCAGCUCCGUCUCGGGGGCUCAGGGACAGCAAGGAGAACAAGGAGCCGUCUCCCAAAAUGAGGAGGCGCCGCAGCGUGAAGAUCAGCAGCGUGGCUCUGGAGCCGGCCCAGUGGCAAAACGACGCCCUGCACAUCCUGAGCUCGGCCCACGACUACCGCACCAUGAACGACUUCCUCAUGAAGAAGAUUGCCGACCUGGAGUCCGAGGACGGCAAGAAGGACACCAUGGUGGACGUCGUCUUCAAGAAAGCGCUGAGGGAGUUCAGGAUCAACAUCUUCAACUCCUACUCCACCGCCCUGGCGAUGGACGACGGGAAGAGCAUCCGCUACAAGGACCUCUACGCGCUGUUCGAGCACAUCCUGGAGAAGACCAUGCGCCUGGAGCAGAGGGACUGGUGCGAGUCGCCGGUGAAGGUGUGGGUCAACACCUUCAAGGUCUUCCUGGACGAGUUCAUGACGGAGUACAAGCCAGCGGAGGGCACCGCCGGCAAGGCUCCAAAGCGUGAACGCAAGAAGUCCAGGAAGAAGGAAACCGACAUUGUGGAGGAACACAACGGCCACAUCUUCAAGUCCACCCAGUACAGCAUCCCCACCUACUGCGAGUACUGCUCCUCCCUCAUCUGGAUGAUGGACCGAGCCUGCGUCUGCAAACUGUGUCGCUACGCUUGCCACAGGAAGUGCUGCUCCAAGAUGACCACCAAGUGCAGUAAAAAGUACGACCCGGAGCUGUCGUCGCGGCAGUACGGCGUGGAGCUGUCCCGGCUGACCAGCGAGGAGCGAGCGGUUCCUCAGCUGGUGGAGAAGCUCAUCAACUACAUCGAGAUGCACGGCCUCUACACGGAGGGCAUCUACAGGAAGUCGGGCUCCACCAAUAAGAUCAAAGAGCUCCGCCUGGGGCUGGACACGGAUGUGAGCGUAGUGAGCUUGGACGACUACAACAUCCACGUCAUCGCCAGCGUCCUCAAACAGUGGCUCCGCGACCUGCCCAGCCCUCUCAUGACCUUUGAACUGUACGAGGAGUUCCUCAGGGCCAUGGGUCAGCCUGACCGGCGCGAGGUGAUCCGAGGCGUCUACUCGGUGAUCGACCAGCUGAGCAGGACACACCUCAGCACGCUGGAGCGCCUCAUCUUCCAUCUGGUCAGGAUCGCUCUGCAGGAGGAGACCAACAGGAUGUCGGCCAACGCCCUCGCCAUCGUGUUCGCUCCGUGCAUCCUCCGCUGCCCCGACACCAUCGACCCGCUGCAGAGCGUCCAGGACAUCAGCAAGACCACGGCGUGUGUGGAGCUGAUCAUCAACGAGCAGAUGAGCAAGUACAAAGCUCGUCUGAAGGACAUCAACAGCCUGGAGUUUGCAGAGAGCAAAGCCAAGAGCAGACUGAGCCACAUCAGGAAGUCCAUGAACAAAGGUCGCUUCCGGCAGAGCGGCACCCGCACGCCAUCGCCGCCACUCAGCCCCAGGACGCCCCCUGUGGUGGUGACGGAUGGAGAGAGUGCAGGAGGAGGAGGAGGAGGAGGAGGAGGAGGAGGAGGAGGAGGAGAGGACGCCGCGGAGGCCGCGCUGAACGAGCAGCAGCAGCAGGCGAUGCAGCGGGAAGAGCGAAUCCUCACCGAGCAGAUCGAGAGCCUGCAGAAGGAAAAGGAGGAGCUGACGUACGAGAUGUUGAUCUUGGAGCCGCGGACGUCCGACGACGACACGCCGGAGUCUGAAGCGUCCAUCGGCACGGCGGACAGCUCUGAGAACAUCACCAUGGAGACGGAGGGGGCCACGUCAGACCCGUCUGAGCGUGGCUCGCAUCCAUUCAGAAAGUCCGAGGCGAAGAGCUGGCGAGCUUUCCCCCGUCAGCCCGACUCGGUGGACUCGGUGGACUCGGUCUCCUCCGUGUCCUCCUCCUACCGCCCGUCCUCCUCCCUCUCCUCCAACGCCUCCGGCUCGCCCUCCCCCCACUACCGCUUCCGCUCCUCCUCCUCCGGGCCCCUGCUCACCUCCUGCGGGUUAGGCGCCCCGCUGGUGGCGCCGGCCGAGGCCGAGGCGGCGGCGGGCCGAGGAGCCGGAGGCAAGACCCGGCACCGCCUCCGGCUGAGCCGCAGCUCGCCGCGAGAGCCCUCGGGGGGGGGCCACCGCAGGGAGCCGGACUUCAGCUCGGGGCCCCAGCAGCUGGUUCUGUACGGCAGCAACGAGUUCAUGGUGUGAAGCCGCCGUGGUCGGGGGGGGGGUUGUUUAAGGUGAGGCCAGUGUUGCCUGCUGCCGUUCCCCCCCCCACUCUCACCCCGGUCCAAUCGGAGCAGAACACCGUGGGAGUAAAAGACGAGCGUUGACGUGACACAGAGGGACGAGUCGAAGGACGUUGACUCUUGAUCUCAUGAAGCCAAAUCUUACAGAGCCCCCCCCCCCCCCACCCCCCAUCCCCCAUCCCCCUCCCGUCUUUGUCUCUCAGCAUGAGGCUGGGGGGGGUUAAGCCCCCGUAACAAGAUGUAGCCAAACCGACUGACUCCGCGUUCACGUUUACACGGGACGUCAUCGCGCUUUUUCCUACCUUUAGUUAAAGAGUCUGUACAGAAAUGUGUUUAUUAUUAUUAUUAUUAUUAUCAUUGUUGUUGUUGUUAUGUUACAGAGGAAAACAACGUGCACUCCAGUGCUGCUCCGGGGUCGUUCCUUGUUGAUUGGUCUCUACUUCCUGUCGUUGUUGUUGUUGUCUGUUUCAAUGCGUUCGUUCGGUUCACCUUCUCUUCUUCUUCUUCUUCUCUCGCUGAGCCUCGCGUGUCCUCAGACUGUUGAGGAAUAAUAAUACUUAACAGAAGGAAAGGCCGUGGGUCCAUGUAAACAAUAAUGUUUACCUUCCCUGAGGUGUCACACGUCCAUUUAUUCACAGGUGGGUCCUGCGUUUGGUUCCAUUUCCUUCAGAAACAUCAGUGUUACUGCAUCAGAACUUGAAUUGUUUUCUACAUACAAACAUGUGUAUAUACAUACGUAUUAUACGGAUAUAUAUUUAAGUAUAUAUGUACGAAUAUAUGUGUAUAUAUAUAUAUCAUUAAUGUAUUAUAGGUGUUGUUUAUUGAUAUCAAAGAUAUCAUGUUUUUGUCUUCAAUAUUGUUUCAUAGUUUAUUUUUGUUCAGAUGAAAGCCAUUUUUUUCCUUUUUGUUUGUCUGUGUGUUUGUUUGUUUGAAAGAAUGAAUGAUUGCAGCCACUGUAUCAGCCCCACGUUGUGCACGUGUAACACACACACACACACACGCACACACACAGAGAAUUCCUGUAAAGCUGAAAAACACCCUGACAGUAAAACUGGAGCGUUGUGAAAUGUUUGACACUCACUCCGUCCCGUCUUCUUCUUACUACGUCAGCAUCUCCUCCACCCUCCACGUCUCUCUCUCUCUCCCUGCCACAACGGCACCCCCCCCCCUCCCCCUCUCCCCCUCUCCCCCCUCCCACCAGAUGUAUUUAAAAGGAGUGAAUGUAGUGUCACUGGAAGGCAUGCUGUGCUUUCUCUGGUCUGUUUUUUUUUUUGUUCCUCUUUUAUACACUAUGUACUAUUUAUGAUCACGCUUUUUGGGGUGUACAUUGGUUUAAAAGAAUCUGUUAUAAAAAGGUGUUAUAAAAGGAUAUAUUAUCCUGUGUAUGGUUCAUUAUCUACUAUUAAUCAUAGCAACAUUUUAAACAUGCCACACUGGGCGUGUCAUGUUUGUGCUACAAAGCGAGUAAAGUAAAAAAAAAAAAGAAAGAAAGAAAGAAAAGAA